Protopolystoma xenopodis is the source of this 567-nucleotide messenger RNA. The record is from the annotation of a GenBank genome assembly. Lineage: Eukaryota; Metazoa; Platyhelminthes; Monogenea; Polystomatidea; Polystomatidae.
AUGAACAUUGAAGAAUGUACAGACUCGGUUGCCAAGGCUCACCUUUUUGCCGGGCUCACAGCCACCACUUUGGGCUCAAGUCCUGACCAACAGUUCAAAGGCGUUGGAGAAGUAGACACUUGCAAUGUCCUCCGCCAAAGUGUCCGCAUGCCAGCCGGGUCGUUUGGACUUCUGCUUCAUUCACAGACGAAAACCCUCGACAGUAAAUCCGAGGGGUCUGUUGCAAAUCACUGGCAACUCGCCCAUUUGCACGUCUCCAAGACAUGCUCCUCGGCCUCGGAGGCCGGUCAUGAUUGGGCCAAUCUGAAAGGACGCUCCUCUUCGGUCUUCAGAGGCGCCAAUAAUGAACCGGGGCAAAAUGCGACUGAUCUGCUGUCUCGCUGUCCGCUUGCCAGACUCGUCUAUCCGUUCGACCUCAGCUUUACACCUUUAGAGAUGGGGCGAUGUGUUUUGACCCGUCUUCUGCGUAAACUUGGUUGUCACGAGCUGCACGAGUUGCUGCAGCUUAGGACAGAAUUGUUAAAAGCAAUGACGCUGGCGACUAGACGUCGGGUAAUCAAUCAGUAA